AUGAAUUUUCUUUUAGACGAUUUUUUCUUCCCAAUUCUAGGGCCUCUAAUGGUCUGCACAACAAUGGAUGAAUUAUAUUCCGUUCACGCUGUACAUCUCAAUGCCCGCCAGAAAAAACUCGAUCACCUCCACAGAUGUCAGAGCAGUCUGGUGAAGUUGAGCAACAUUCACCACCAGAACAACAUGAUGAAACUGAACAGCGCGCACCACCACCAUCAGUGCGUCAACCCGAACCAGCCACAUCACACAACCAGACAGAAAAUAAACAACACGUUCGUCAGGCCUCUGCUCAAGCUCUGCGACGUUCCACUGGCGUCUUUCGAUCAAGGAGAAGAUGAACCUAACGACGAAAUGGUGAACAACGGAAUGGGAGCGUGCGGAUUGAGAGGUGCCGGCCUCAUGAAUGGGAUGUGUUCAGCCGGGAGGGGAGGGUUGGCUCUACUUGGUUACUCCACCAUGAGCAACUUUCUGGUUAGGAGAGACCAACAUGCCUGCCAUAGAAAGUUGAUUGAGGACGAAACUAUCUUGAGUGAGAAGGAUGAUUGUGAGGAAGAUGUUGACGAAGAAAGCGAGGUGGACGCUGGCGACAGCAGCAGACGUCAUAACAACUACCGCCUCCAGAAUGGUUGCAUUGAACAUAGAAUUAACAUUAAUCAAAAUGCUGAUAAUGACAUUAACACAAAUAACAACAACAACAACAUCAACAACAACAUCAACAACAUCAACAACAACAUCAACAACAUUAACAACAUUAACAUCAACUGCAGCCGCCGUAGUAACAAACAAGACCUUGCACUAACGCAUGGAAAAAUUAGCAACAGAUCGACAAGCGAUUCAUUUGAUUAUCCUAAUGCUGUUAAUUAUAAUAAGUGCAAUAAAAACGAUGGAAGCCAUAUAAACAACAUCAACUAUAUCAACAAUCCAAACAGCAACUGCAACAGCAGCAACUACAACAACUACAGCAACUACAACAACUACAGCAACUACAACCACAUCAACAGCAGCAACAUCAACUACAAUUAUGACAAUAACUUCAACAUAAACAAUUACAACAUAUUCAACACUGCCAUCAAGUUCAACAAUGACAACAUUAACAACAUCAUUAACAAUAGCGAGAUAAACAACAACAACAACAAAUUGAUCAUUCCGAUUUUGUUGUCAACUGAUGACGAAGACGGUGACGUCAUAACAACUUUGGUUGAAACUUGUAUAUCUAAAGUAAACAACAACAAUCCAACGCUUGAACUAUGCAACAACUACAUCAGCAGCAGCAGCAACAACAACAACAUUUUACUCAACAAUUUUAAUAAUAUCAGCAAUAAAAACAUCCUAAACUUCCAGCAUACAAAUAACAGCUUUCUAUUUAAUAAACAAGCCAAUUUUAACCAACUUAGCAAUUUAAACAGCAAAAAUAUUGCCAACACAAGCAUUAACAGUAAUGAAAACAUCAGCAGCAGCAACCAUAACAAUAAAAACAUCAUCAACAACAACGACGACAUCAACAACAACAACAACAACAAUGCUAGCAACAUCAACAGCAUCAAUAACAACGUUUCAAUUACAGAAAUCUCAACCGGCACAGUGAGAUCGCUGGAGAAAUCUCUUAAUAACAAUGCAAAUAAUGCAAUACCCCGCAAUAUCGGUGAUAACAAAGCAAUGAGCAUUAUAAUGCAUUCUGACAGUUUCAAUGUCAUCAGAAAUAUUAACCAGACCGACGAAAAGACUAUAUAUAAUAGCAAUGACAACAACAACAACCACAAAGACGACAACAGCACGAACGACGAAGCAAUACAUACAUGGGACAGUAACCUAACAAAAAUUACAAUAACAAAUGAUGUUUCUAAUGCAAAUAACAGCACAAAAGAUGGAAACAAUGCUGGCAAAUGUAUAAAAAUCGUUACAACAUCAAUUGCAUCAACAAAUACAACGACAUCAACUUCAACAACAACAACAAAGACUAAUUCUCAAAGCAAAGCUUUACAAUCAUCCAAAACAUUGCCAACUCCAACGCUAUUGACAAAAUCAAAAACCUCAGAAACUUUAUCAUUUUUAAACAUCAGAUUCUCAUUCUGCAUCACCGUCAACUUCAAUCAUAGCAACGUCAUCAUCAUCGUUAAACUUGACAUCAUCAACAAACACGUCAUCCCUUGGACCAUCGUCGUCAUCGCCAUCAUCAUUGCCAAAAACAUCAGCAUCUGUUCCAAAACCAAACAAUCUCAACAGCAUCAACAUAUCCAACGUUCAUUAUGUUUACCAUUGGGUAUCGUGUCAAAACAACCAUUAAACUAUGCAGUCAUCCAUAUCAUUGUAAGCAAAUGA
Messenger RNA from Helobdella robusta, 2319 nucleotides. RefSeq lists its product as hypothetical. Lineage: Eukaryota; Metazoa; Annelida; Clitellata; Rhynchobdellida; Glossiphoniidae. The record is from RefSeq and is a predicted model, not a curated record. The transcript is spliced from 4 exons. Bases 1 to 2319 code for a protein of 772 amino acids.